Messenger RNA from Drosophila santomea, 2798 nucleotides. RefSeq lists its product as uncharacterized. NCBI's taxonomy places the organism in Eukaryota, Metazoa, Arthropoda, Insecta, Diptera, Drosophilidae. The coding region runs from base 180 to 2798 and encodes 872 amino acids. The record is from RefSeq and is a predicted model, not a curated record. The transcript has 4 exons. Gene Ontology annotation, molecular function: catalytic activity.
AAAGUAGCGUCUCAAAUGGGCCAGUGGUUUCCCCUCUUUCUAUCACACAUACAAAUAGGGGGAAAAAAUUGACAACAGCUCACAACACCAAUACAGCUGAAACUACUAAUACCAACACGGAUGACAAAAAGAGCGGCGCUCUUAGAAAUUUCCCUUUCCCCACACAUGAAGACAACAGCAUGGAGAGAAACCUCAGCACAUCUACAAAAAUUGGCUCUAAAAGCAUUUCCCCUCACUCUCUCUCACCUACACACACAAGCAAGGUUAUUAACAUAAGCACAAACAGCCGCUCAAAAAGUCCCGCGCUUGCAAAUGUUGACACACUACAUAAACUAGCCAAUAUAUAUGACAAUAGCAGGGACCACAACCAAGGUGAAACACAACAUAAAUUUAUAACUCGCAAUACCUUUUUCCAAAACUUGUAUCCUAAACCUGACAUUUCCAAACUAAGCUUAAAAAAGAAACCCACCAUUCUCGCGGAAACUACAAAAAAUAAAAGCAUCUCCCCCCAACUGAAAGGCGCUUCUUUGUGUUCCCAUGUUCAGGCUAAUUUAAAUUUCAAAGUCACCACUACACACUCUAUGGGUAACACAUCUGCAUCCAGAACCCUCAACCGGCCUGCAGCCAAGCGGGACCUUUUUAAUUCACCCCCCAAUAGCACGAACGCACUGCCUAUGAGUUUUUCGGAAGUGGUGGCCGGAACCGGUCCAGGAAUUGUGGCAUCCUCUGAUCCGGCACCAAUUACGAAAACCCCGGGCAAGCGCCCAAAUACCAACAUGGACAUGGAUAGCUUUAGCUAUAAAACGCCCAAUAAAAAAGCAUGUGUGCCCACCAAUUUUGCGACCCCAAACCCUUUCCCCCCCCUAGCCACCCCCAUCUUUAAAAGUAAGGCGGCCAAAAGUAUUGUCGAGGAAAUAAAAGCCCCCCGCCACCCAGUCGAGAGUGAAAAGGCCUCUGCACGCAGUGCACCGGCGCAAACUGAAAUUGCCCCCCCUCCCCCCAAAAAUUCGGCUACCGAACUGCCCCCGUGGCAAAUAGUUCCACAGAGCCGCAGGGCCCCCCCUAUUCAUAUAGAAAAUGUUAGGGAAAUCGUGCCACUAUUGGAAAAGCUAAAUUACUCAGCAGGGGUAGACAGUUUUACAACAAAAACGUCUAUAGGAAACGGUGUAACUAUUCAGGCGAAAGACUUGACUGCACAUAGAACAAUUAAAGACAUACUAGCUAAAAGUGGUAUCCCAUUCUAUUCAAACCAGAAUAAAACUGAAAGGGGUUUCAGAGUUGUCAUUCGCCACCUGCACCCCACUACCCCUAGCUCGUGGAUCACUAGCGAGCUGCAAAAGCUCGGCCACCAGACUAAGUUCACAAGGAACAUGACAAACCCUGCAACUGGUGGCCCGAUGCGUAUGCAUGAGGUAGAAAUCGUCUCGGCCAUGGACGGAAGCCACCUUCGGAUCCUCUCCAUUAAACAACUAGGCGGACAAAAAGUGGAAAUAGAAAGGAAAAACAGGACGAGGGAACCGGUCCAGUGUUUCAGGUGCCAGGGUUUCAGGCAUGCUAGGAACACAUGUAUGAAGCCCCCAAGGUGCAUGAAGUGCGCUGGCCAGCAUUGGUCUAGUGAGUGCACUAAGCCAAGAUCAACCCCCGCCACCUGUUCAAACUGCCAAGGAAACCACAUCAGCGCAUAUAAGGGGUGCCCUGCCUAUAAGGCAGAGAAGCAAAAAUUAGCAGUCAACAGGAUAGAUUUUCACAAAAUUAGGACAAUAAUGGACGCAAAUAGCAACAAUAACGAACGGCAGCCCCCCCCCCCCCCCCCUUUCAACAAGACCCCCCACCUACCAUAUAGUUCCGAAAUGGCCAAAUCUCGGAAGGAAGCCGCCAGGAAAACUACAUCAAACCCGUUCCGGCAAAAUGCGAAGGACGAUAGGCCAAACCAAACGCGAUUUUCUUCACAUGAAGCUGCCAUCCAAAAACGGCUGAAUAAAUGGCGCCGACACGCGGACAAAGCAACCACAAAAAACAGGACCAACUCGAAGGACAACCCCAAGCCGCGACCCACAAAAACGACAAAAAACCCGGCACAAAGACACCUUGAGGCCUUCAACGACAAACUCCGCAAGGAAAGGAGGGAUGCUAUAGAACACACCCGCGACGAAGCUAUGACAAGCCCCAGGAGGGGUGAUGCUGGUAGCCCGCCGACAACAAGGUAUUGGAACUCAUGCGGAGUUACCAAUAAAAGAGACGAACUAGAAGCUUACAUAAAAAAAGAGGGUAUCCAGAUCAUGCUGGUAACAGAAACCAAGCUAGAACGAAAUUCUACUAUGCUUAACUUCGAAGGCUUCCACACCUACCUCGCCCAAAACCCAACAGCACACAGAAAAGGCGGCACGGCCACCAUUAUCAGCCAAACUGUCCGACACACCUGUCUAAAUCCCAUCGAAACAGACUUUAUACAAAGUGCUCCCAUAGCCCUAAUCCCCUCAAAUGGCAUCCGAGCAAAUAUGACAAUUGUUGCCCCAAUCUAUUGCCCGCCAGUUUAUAAAUGGACCCAUGAAAAUUUCCACAAACUCUUCAGCCACUUUGAAACGCUGCUGGAUGGCAAGUCCAACUUUAUCCUCAGCGGUGACUGGAACAGCAAGCAUAGAUGUUGGGGAAACUACUCUUCCUGCGCAAGGGAAGAAAACAGCCAUCCGCCCUCGACUUCGCUAUAUGCAAGGGCCUCCGCAGACGAAUCACAAGGACUUUCUCCUCCGAUGACCUCAGUUCUGAUCACCUCCCGAUCCAAAUUAUCCUUGAUCUAG